CCAUCAGGCUUUCUCCAGCUCCCCUAGGAGCCUGGCUGUGUCUCUGCUUUCCCCUCUGUGCAGCAUCCUCUUCCUCCUCUAUCCUCCUACCAGUGCCUGCAUGUCCUUCAUGUUCUUUCACGUGCUGCUCACAUGUCAUCUCUCCCAGGAAGCCUUCCUUAACUCUUAGGUUGAGUCUGGGACUCCCUGAAUAUCCUGGGCACUGGUAGAAAUGUUGAUUAUCUUGAUUGUGGUGAUGGUUUCACAGGUGCACGCAUAUGUCAAAACAUACCGAAGUGUACAUUCAAAUAUAUGCAGUUUAUUGCGUGUCAGUAUCCUGUGCACAUUUUCUUAGCUGUACUCACCACAUAGUCUUAUAAUAAUUUACAUGUAAUUUACAUUCCCCUCCCCACCAGACUGUGAGGCCCCCUCAAGGAAAGCUGGGAUCUUGGAGAGACAUCUUAUUUGGAUCCCUGCAUCCUACAACACCAUGCCACAAGAAGAGUGAUCUCGUCCCCAUUUUCACAAUGGAAGACUCAGGAAAGAUUUUCGGCUCCGAGGAGGAAGAAGCUAACUAUUGGAAAGACCUGGCGGUGACCUACAAGCAGAGGGCAGAGAACACACAAGAGGAACUCCGAGAAUUCCAGGAGGGAAGCCGAGAAUAUGAAGCUGAAUUGGAGACGCAGCUGCAACAAAUUGAAACCAGGAACAGAGACCUCCUGUCGGAAAAUAACCGCCUGCGCAUGGAGCUAGAAACCAUCAAGGAGAAGUUUGAAAUGCAGCAUUCCGAAGGCUACCGGCAGAUCUCGGCCUUGGAGGAUGACCUCGCACAGACAAAGGCAAUUAAAGAUCAGCUGCAGAAAUACAUCAGAGAGCUGGAGCAAGCCAAUGAUGACUUGGAAAGAGCCAAGCGAGCCACGAUCAUGUCUCUGGAAGACUUUGAGCAGCGCUUGAAUCAAGCCAUCGAAAGAAAUGCUUUCCUGGAAAGUGAACUUGACGAGAAGGAGAAUCUCCUGGAAUCCGUUCAGAGACUGAAGGAUGAAGCCAGAGAUUUGCGGCAGGAGCUGGCCGUGCAACAGAAGCAAGAAAAACCCAGGACCCCCUUGCCCAGUGCGGUGGAAGCUGAAAGGACAGACACUGCUGUGCAGGCCACUGGCUCCAUUCCGUCCACUCCCAUCGCACAUCGGGGACCCAGCUCCAGUUUAAACACACCAGGGACCUUCAGGCGUGGCCUGGACGACUCCACUGGGGGGACCCCCCUCACACCCGCAGCCCGGAUAUCAGCCCUCAACAUUGUGGGAGACCUGCUGCGGAAAGUGGGGGCACUGGAGUCCAAGCUCGCAUCCUGCCGGAACUUCGUGUAUGAUCAGUCCCCAAACCGAACAAGUGGCCCAGCCUCAGGGCGAGGGAAUAAGAACAGGGACGUCAGCGACAGAUGGCCAAGCAGCACCAGCGCACCUUUCGGUGAUAAAGGGUUGGGAAAACGCCUGGAAUUUGGGAAGCCGCCUUCACACACAUCCUCACCGUCGCUGCCGUCAGCCCAGGGUGUAGUCAAGAUGUUGCUUUAGGAAAACCACGGAAGCGGAAGCCCCUGGUGUUUGUGCAGUUGUUGUUACCUUUCUUCCUCUCCUUACACUGAGUGUUUGUUCUGUGUUGUUUUGUGUGAAGUUAGUUUGAGACAUGAGCCAGCAGUCACCGUAGUUCACUUUGUGCUUUGUGGCCCAAGCCAGUGACUGAGGCCAUCAGCUGUGGCCCCUGGGGUUCGUUUGUCCCUGUGAAAUGUGUCGUCAUUCCUGGCCUCCCUCUUGGUGUGUGCAUUGCUAGGAGGGACAGACCGGGCCCUCUGGGGAGGGCUCUAAAGUGUGGGUGGUGAGGCUACCCCCUUGCGCUGAGCUAACCCAAGAGAAGUCCUGAUUGUUCUUGGGAGGUGUUUUUAAUGUCCCCUCUCAGAGGCUCCCCCCAUAUCCCCAGUCAGCUGGAAUUGUCUUCCAGAGCAAAACCCCCCAGUGCUUUAUGGCCUGCUGAAAUCAUGUCUAGGAGUGAAGAACAGAAUAGUAGGCACAUGCCUUUUUUUAAACCGUGGUAGUGUACCUCUGAGACUUUUUAAUUUGCCUCUCAUUGAGGUUUUUAGAGGUGUGUUUGAGAUUCAGAGUAAUUUUCAGGUCGACCAGGGUCAAUGGGAAAUCUAUGUCCUCUUUAGGUAAAUUCUAACCGUUAGCUUUCCCUAGUCCCCUGCCCCGGCAUGGGGAUGACUUCUGCUCCUGGACCUUGGAGGUCACUGGGGUAGAGUGGCCUUGGUACUGCAGCCCUCAAGAACAGGACUUCAUUCAAAGCCACUAUGAAGUCACCAGGGUUACCUUCAAAUAAGAUUAAAACACAAGAUUAUUGGCAGCUUUCUUGUCAAACAAAGAAACUAACAUGGAAUUUCCAAAGCACAACGGUGUCUGCUCGUCACUGCGUGUUAGGAACUGCUGCCUCACGCUUUCAGAUGCAAGUAAAAGCACACUAAUUUCGAGAUGGUGCAUGCAGCUUCAUGGCCUGCCUUUUGUUACUAAGUUAUUUCUGAAAGAACAGCAAAAAUUUCCUGUUGUCGAAAAUAGAACUUUUCAAGUGCUACUGAACCUCGGCAGAGGUGGGUUCGUUACCCUAGAAACAUUCUAACCAACCUGUAUUGGUAAAAGAUGUACUUUUAUUUUUUUAAAAGAAUAAUAAAAUCAAGAGAAACGAA
This is a messenger RNA of Lemur catta (Ring-tailed lemur), 2707 nucleotides long. RefSeq names its product nudE neurodevelopment protein 1 (gene NDE1). NCBI's taxonomy places the organism in Eukaryota, Metazoa, Chordata, Mammalia, Primates, Lemuridae. Gene Ontology annotation, biological process: vesicle transport along microtubule; chromosome segregation; mitotic centrosome separation. The record is from RefSeq and is a predicted model, not a curated record. The transcript is spliced from 9 exons. The coding region runs from base 507 to 1547 and encodes 346 amino acids. Gene Ontology annotation, molecular function: microtubule binding. Gene Ontology annotation, cellular component: centrosome; kinetochore; kinesin complex.